Molecule: messenger RNA, 1312 nt
Organism: Linum tenue
Lineage: Eukaryota; Viridiplantae; Streptophyta; Magnoliopsida; Malpighiales; Linaceae
Source: the annotation of a GenBank genome assembly
AUGGCGAUUCCCUCAACCCAUUUCCUCCCCCACAUUCUGAUCCUCUGCACUCUGCUUCAUUGGGGCUCCUCUGCCGCCAGAACCCUAAAUCCCGCCGACCAAUCCGCCGACGGCGGCGACAAUUUGGCAUUUCAGUACCACAACGGCGCUCUCCUCACUGGGAAAAUCUCCGUCAAUCUAAUCUGGUACGGCAAAUUCAAGCCCUCCCAGCGCGCCAUCGUCUCCGAUUUCGUCGCUUCCCUCUCCUCCCCUGCAUCCAAGCAGCAGCCAUCCAAGCAGCAGCCUACCGUCGGGAACUGGUGGAAAUCCACUGAGAAAUACUACCACCUCAUCAAAUCCUCCAACAAACACUCUCUCUCGCUGUCAUUGAGCAACCAGAUCCUCGACGAGGGUUACUCAUUGGGGAAAUCCCUUUCCUCCAAGCAAAUCGUUCGAUUGGCGUCAAAGGGCGCCCAAUCCAACGCCGUCAACGUAGUCCUGACUUCCUCCGACGUCGCCGUGGAAGGGUUCUGUUCCAGCAAGUGCGGAACCCACGGGUCUUCUAUUAGCACUGCUUCUGCCCACAUAUGGGUCGGGAAUUCGGAGAAGCAGUGUCCAGGGCAAUGCGCGUGGCCGUUCCACCAGCCGAUCUACGGCCCGCAGUCACUUCCUCUGGUUUCACCGAACAACGACGUCGGAAUGGACGGGAUCAUCAUCAAUCUGGCUAGUUUGUUGGCGGGAACCGCGACGAAUCCGUUUGGGAAUGGGUACUUCCAGGGCCCCAAAGAGGCGCCAUUGGAGGCUGCAUCGGCUUGUACUGGUGUUUAUGGAAAGGGAGCUUACCCUGGCUACGCUGGGGAGCUCUUGCUGGAUUCCACCACCGGGGCGAGCUACAAUGCGAAUGGAGUGAACGGCAGGAAGUUCCUGCUACCUGCUCUGUUUGACCCUGCUUCCUCGGCUUGUUCUACUCUUGUCUGAUUGUAAUUGUAUUAGCAAGUUUUGAGAGAUUAAUUGAUUCUUUGAUUCAUUGUAAGAGACAAGAUCAUGUAUAAUGAGAAUAUAUCACGAACGAUUAUAGAAAACACUUGUUGUUAUUGUGGAGUGAUGAUUUGGUGGCUCUCUAGUUAUGACGUUCCUUUACUUCUUGCUGAUAUAAUACUGGGAUACCAAUCAUGGCCUAGAGCAUAGAGCUGCUACCAUGAAGAAACGAGGAGCUAUGAUCAUGAUCAAUGAAGGCAAAACUUUGAAAUCUCUGAGUUAUGAUAAAGCAUGUUCAUACAAGGUCUUGCUUUCAUGUGACUUGAGUCGAGGUGGGGUGAAAAUCAUAUAUCUU